Messenger RNA from Anneissia japonica, 5902 nucleotides. RefSeq names its product recombining binding protein suppressor of hairless-like. The coding region runs from base 88 to 1251 and encodes 387 amino acids. Gene Ontology annotation, biological process: regulation of transcription by RNA polymerase II. Lineage: Eukaryota; Metazoa; Echinodermata; Crinoidea; Comatulida; Comatulidae. Gene Ontology annotation, molecular function: DNA-binding transcription activator activity, RNA polymerase II-specific; RNA polymerase II cis-regulatory region sequence-specific DNA binding. Gene Ontology annotation, cellular component: nucleus. The transcript is spliced from 7 exons. The record is from RefSeq and is a predicted model, not a curated record.
AAUUUUUGCUUAUUUCAUUAAAGGUUUUUCUGUCCUCCUCCAUCAAUAUACCUCCUUGGUCCUGGCUGGAAAAAGAAAAGGGAACAAAUGUUGUCAGACGGUGAGACAGAAGCAGGGGCGCAGGUGUGUGCUUUCAUAGGAAUUGGCAAUAGUGAUCAAGAUAUGCAACAGUUAAAUUUGGAAGGGAAGGACUAUUGUGCCGCAAAAACACUGUACAUCUCAGAUUCCGACAAAAGGAAACACUUUUUAUUGUCAGUAAAGAUGUUUUACGGUAAUGGCGACGACCUUGGUAUAUUCAACAGUAAAAGAAUUAAAGUCAUAUCAAAACCAUCAAAGAAAAAACAGUCACUGAAAAAUUCUGAACUGUGCAUCCAGUCAGGCUCAACGGUGGCGCUGUUCAAUAGGUUGAGGUCACAGACAGUCAGUACUAGGUAUCUCCAUGUAGAGAACAAUAACUUCCAUGCAAGCUCACAGCAGUGGGGUGCCUUUACAAUACACUUGUUGGAUGAUGAUGAAUCUGAAAGUGAGGAGUUUACAGUGCGUGAUGGGUACAUUCACUAUGGGUCCACUAUCAAGCUUGUUGAUACCAUCACUGGUAUGGCACUACCAAGACUGAUUAUCCGUAAGGUUGAGAAACAGAUGGCUGUUUUAGAUGCUGAUGACCCCGUGUCGCAACUCCAUAAGUGUGCUUUCUAUAUGAAGGAUACCGAGAGGAUGUACCUCUGUUUGUCCCAAGAACGGAUCAUUCAAUUCCAGGCCACGCCUUGCUCACGAGAUACAAGUCGAGAGAUGAUCAACGAUGGAGCGUCAUGGACGAUCAUCAGCACAGAUAAGGCAGAGUAUAGCUUCUUUGAGGGAAUGGGACCUGUUAAAGCAUCCGUUAGUCCUGUACCAUUCGUCACAGAGCUGCAGUUAAAUGGUGGUGGGGAUGUUGCCAUGCUAGAGCUUAUUGGAGAGAAUUUUAAUCCUAGCCUGAAAGUAUGGUUUGGGGAUGUCGAAGCAGAAACAAUGUUCAGGUCGACUGAGUAUAUGCUAUGUGUUGUGCCAGAUAUCUCUGCAUUUCGUGGCGGGUGGCGGUGGGUUCGUCAACCAACUCAGGUACCGGUGUCGCUCGUCAGAACAGAUGGAAUCAUCUACCCAACUGGCCUAACCUUCACAUACACUCCUGAACCAGGUCCCAAGCCGCCCCGUAAUGGAAUUCAAAACAUUCUUAAAAACGUUUCAACUUGUGCACCGGAUAGCACUACGUGAGUCCUAGUGGUUUUCACCAGUUUCCCGAAAAACAUUUGCAUGCAUAUAAAGGUUUGGCAAAUAUGGUGAGAAAAACCACAGCAGUCUCGCUCUAAAUUACAAAUACAAUCAAAGUCAUUUUUUGUAUUUGUACAAUAUAUAUUCACACUACAUGGAUACUGACGAUCUUGAAAUAACUGACCAAUAUUUCUGACUGUUGGUUACAAGUGAUAUAUAAAAUAUUGCCUGCUAAAGGGUAUGAUUCAAACUAUAGACCGAAGGUGAUUUCAUGACUGAACUCUGCCUUGUGUUGGAGUCAAUAUUUGUUGAAAAGCAGUCAAUAUUUGGUUUAUAUACCACACGCACAGAUGUCACUAUGCUAGCCUUUUAGUUUAGGCCUGCACUAGCAUGUCUCUACUAGCAUAGGCCUAGAUCUAUUGUAAAGGCUUAGAAUGAACCUGUUUCUAUUGUCAAAUAUUAACAAAACUGACAUAAUUCAAUUGUAAAAAUACUCAAAUUAUUCCCUUUUUUUUCCCUUUUUUUUUUUUUAAAUGCAUAGGAUCUAUGUAUGUGAUAUAUAAUUAUGUACUGUGAGUGAAUCAGAUUGAUCAAUAGAUAGGGUUAUAAUGAUAGAUAGUACAAAUAUAUUUUUGAUGAAGGAUUAUACAUAUGUUGGAACAUUUUUGUUGCUGGUUUUUAGGGCAUGCUGUUCUGGGUGAUAAUGAAGAGCAUGGAUUCACUAAUGUAAUGGGGGUUUUUUUUCACAUGUUUCACUGCCAGUAACUUUUGUUAACAUGUGUCAUUCUCUAAGUAGACCUUAUGUGUGCAUAGUAUUAAAAAUAUAUCUGUAUUCAUUUGUAUUAGAUUAUUUGUAGUUAAUUUAUCAUUUAAAUUUUCUGUUCAUAAAGACAUUUCCUGUAACAUAAUUUAGGUGACAGUCUACAGACAAACCCACUUUACUAAACGUUUACUUGGAAUUCCAGACUAACUGCAGAUGUUAAAAGAUUUCGUAAAUUAUCGGAAAUAUGAUUUUUAUUGAAACUGUCAUUGCAGGUAGGGCUGUGGUAUGAAUCAUGCUCACAGUAGCAACUUUAGUAGUUAGGAAAGUAAUACAUAAAAUUGCAAUAAUCAGUAAAGUUGAUAAAUUUAAAGUUUUUAUGAAUUAUGUGAACCAGAUAAAAACUUUUUUUAUAGCAAUAAUGGGGGAUGAUUCACAAUGUUUGCAUAAUUGACUUUGGCUUUAAUACUCAAUUUUGGAUAUCACAGCUGCUGACGAGUGGGACGAAUUGAAUGUCCCAAGGCCUAAAGAUCUCUCCACACUAACAAAUUUUAUGAGAGAAAUUUGUGUGAUUUACCCAUAUAUGGGCAUGAUGAUAUCAUAUUACAUCCAAGUAUGGGCAUAUCACAUUUAUUUGUCACAUAAAAUCUGAUAGUAAGUGUAGACAGAGUUUUAAACAUUUUUAAAUGUGCUUAAAUCCUUAAAAUUAAAACUAAUAACAAAAGGUUUACCAUGUGUACGAGACCGAUUGUAGCUACCUAGUUAUCAUACCGCCCUCUAUUGUGUGGAUGGAAAUAUCAUCUUCAUAAACAUUCCUGAAACAUUUUGUGAAUCAAGUGACCAUUCCAAAUCCUGUAGGAUCCCUUGAUACUAAUUUUACCCAAUUAAUUAAUCAAAACAAUUUUUAAGAUGUUCAUAACGGUUGAUAAUGAUUAUUGUCACAGAAUAGGAUACUAAUCAAUGAAUUUCGAAAGUUAAACAUAUCUCUUGACUACAGCUCAUUGUUUGAUAAACAAAAACAGUCAUUUAAUUUUAUCUAAGGAUUCUUUUAAAAUGAUGAUACAAAUAUUAUUUAUUAUUUUGUUAUACAUAUUUAUUAUUUGUUUAACUUAUUUUUGAAAAUUGUGAUAUUUUGCUGCAUGUGUUCUAAAGUUUUUAUUUUUAUUAUUUUAUUAGUAAAAGCUUUAAUCUAUAUUUAAUUCAAGGGAAUAUCACAUUCACAAAUUGAAUUUAGUGAACUCUUUUAAACAUUUAACAUACAGAUUGUGCUCUGUCUAUAACAUCCCAAUCAAAUUUUCAAACUAUGAUGUGUUAAUAUGCAAUGGAAUACUCUUUGUAUUUUAAGUUUACCCGAGUUAAAUCCAGUACAGAUAAUGCCCUCUUUAAGUUUUUUGCAAGGAAGAUGAAUUAUCAUAAUCACUUGAACACCCCUAAAGAGGUUUACUAGUAUGCAAUAAAUACAUUUUGUUUUUAUUAAGACACCGUUGAAUCAUAUGUUAUUAAAUUGGAUAAUUUGAGGUUUUUGAAUUUUUAUACAAACAGAAUUUAUUACUUCAAAAUGAUUUUUAUAUUAGCAGGAUAAAUGUAUUUCACUCGAUCAUCAUUUGUUUUAAAAUACAAAAAAAAAAAAAAAUAGAACUGAUUUCAGUCAGCGUUUGUAUCUGAGGUUUGAUGAUUUUUCAUUGAUAUACAGAGUUAAAUCUUGAUUUUGUGAAAGUAUAUGAUGGCAUAUUUUUUUAUUUACACAAAGGUGGGGAGUCGAGGGAAGAGUUUGCGCUCCAUAAAGCACAUGCAUGAUGGCACUGUUUUUUGUGUGUCACAAUAUCAAAAUUUCUUUGUCAGUAUUACUGCCAAUUUAGGGGUUUGGCAUAUUUUAAAAUUAGUUUGUCAAGUUGUUGUUUUGUAUAUGUAGUAAUCUUAUGUUUGUUAUGAAUAAAAAAUCUUUAAUAUAUACUGUAUAAACCAACUUUGACAUAUACUACAAAAGACAAUGAAAAGCUUCUAAAAAAGUAUAAUGAUUAUAUCAAUGAUUUAUUACUUUUAAUUAGAUAAUAUGAAUAAUUUACUAAAAUGUUAUUUUCUCUGUUACUGAUAGAUCAAGAAAGGGGAGACAUGAACAGGGCAGGUUCCCCCAGUUUGAGUCAAAAUUUCCAAUUUUGGAAAAAAAAUUUCAAUGAAACUUUCUGAAUAAUUGAUUCAAAUGGCAUUUAUCUUUGGAACUGUCAGUGAUAGAUCAAAAUUCUGGGUGGGUUAAACAAGGGCACUUAUCCCCAAUUUGUUACUGUCCUUUUCUAAAACAAAAUCCCAUUUUUCAAAUUAAUGGGUGUGCCUCUAUUUAAAAUUUGUUAAAAUUGAGGAACAGUAAAAAGUUAUUUUUCUUGACAGACAAAAAUAGUUUUGUAUUCAUACAUGGGCUGUGAAGCCAGAGGAUCAUAUGAUCAUUAUAUUUUGAAAAAGUUGCUUAAUAGCAUGUAAAUAGCUAACUGUAAAUAUAUCUGUACAUUUCCACAUUACAUUGAUGACUAUCCUCCAGCAUGUAUCCUACAAGUUUUUUUUAAUUUAUUUUUUUCUUUAUAUAGGUUAUUUUUUGAAUAAGAUGUUUAAGCGCUGCAAACUGGUAAGAAAGAACUUUUGAAAUUAACGGUAAAAUCGUUUAAACAUGCACAGGUUGUUUAAGGGGGAAAAGAUGUUUACAAAAACAUGAUAGAUUACAGCGAAAUGAUUUUUCGGGGAAGGAUGUGAACACUUUUGGGGACAAAGAUUACAAUUUUAUUCCCAAGUAAUAUAAAUCCAAGUAUGUUAAAUGCUGAUUAUUAUUAAUUUUAGGUUUUGUUUAAAACAAAAUUUAGUUUCCAACAUUGUUGUUCCCUUUGUUCCUAUAAACAAUAAAACAGACCAAAAGUUCAAAAAUGACCAAAUUUUGUAAAAUUUAAAUAUCAAUAAUGGCCCACCAUUCAGUUUAAAGUGGAUUUUAUUUUAAAGUUAUGUAAUGAUUUGCCAUAGGGAAUCUUGCCAAAAUAUUGCUCCAUUUUUUUCAAAUGACUUUUUUGUGGGUUUCUGUCAUCUAAGUUGAUAGGGGCACAAAUAUCGCUGUCACUCUUUUUCAAAUUAAUUCUUUUUUGUCACUGAGCUUAAACUCUAAUACUGCUCCCAGCCUAAUGUUUACAGAAUGGCAAACUAAUAAUGCUCAACUUCUUAAAAUCUGAAUGUUUAUUUUCUUAGAAAUUUCUGCUGAAAAUUUUAGCAUUCAUAGGUGUGUAUGGUGUCCAUUUGAACUAACAUUUUACGGUUUUCCCAGUCAAUAACUUUAAAACACAAGGUCAAGUAACAAUGGUAAUAAUUAUUGUUAUCAUCAACCCAUAGUUUCCAUUUCCUGAUAUGUUUGUAUGUUAUGAUUAAAUUUACGAUAAUUAUGCAAAUGAGAUUUCAUGAAAUGUUUUCCACAAUAAUGCUGAUGUUAUUUCUAGAUGGUAUUGACAAUUUUUUUAUUGACCAUAAUUAUUUUUAUUUGUGUUUUGAAUACCAGAAGCACCAUCAAGGGUUGAGUCAUAAUCAUGUUUUGGUUUCUCCUGUUGUCUGUAUCUUUUUCUUGUAUUAUAUUUUGUACAGUUGAAUAUAAGUUUACCUCAUGCUACUAGCUCUUAAGUUGUUAAGCACCAUAGGCAUUUCCCCUUGUUUUAUUAUCAUGACCAGUAUUUCUAUUAUUAAUUUUACAUUAUUAUUGAUAAUAAUACUUAUUGUAAUGAAUAAUUGUUAUGAUCACUAUUAUUAUUAUUUCUACUGCUAUGUUUUUUAGGAACCAUGUGUAAAUGAAGUAUUACGGUAGUGUUUGAUCAAGUUGUAAGUUAGAGAAUUUGAUAGAAUUUUGAAUAAAUAACUGUUUAUAUGAAAGAA